Messenger RNA from Penicillium subrubescens, 2091 nucleotides. RefSeq names its product nuclear export protein Noc3. Gene Ontology annotation, cellular component: nucleolus. The coding region runs from base 1 to 2091 and encodes 696 amino acids. Gene Ontology annotation, molecular function: chromatin binding. NCBI's taxonomy places the organism in Eukaryota, Fungi, Ascomycota, Eurotiomycetes, Eurotiales, Aspergillaceae. The record is from RefSeq and is a predicted model, not a curated record. The transcript has a single exon. Gene Ontology annotation, biological process: DNA replication initiation.
AUGGCCCGUGGACCGAGUGCGAAAAGGAGACGUUUGAGCCCUCCUGGCGACAAGGAGGCUACUGCGUCUCGGGACGCUGAGUUGUACAGCGGUGCCGACGAAUGGGACGCUGAACAAGACUACGAGCGUCGCCCGCGCAAAACGAACAAGAAAGAUAAUGAGCGCACCCGAUUGCCCAUCAAGACCUCCGAGGGAUUCGUCCACGCCGUCAAUGAGCCCGAGGAUGCAGGCGAGGAAACCGACAGCUUUUUGGGGACCGACGAUGACGAGGAUGGCUCGGGAGAAGGCGAGGAUAGCGAGGAGGAAGUGAUCGAGGAGAAGAAGCCCAAGAUUCCUGUCAAGGUUCAAAUCCUGCAAGCGAAGGAAGACCUGGCUCGUAUCGCUACUCUGAUCAACGAGGACCCCGAGGAGAACAUUGCGCUUUUCAAGACAAUGGCCGAUAUGGUGGACAACCCCGACUCGCCUGUUACGGUCAAAAAGCUGGCCUUGGCGGCGCAGGCUGCGGUCUUCAAGGAUGUCAUUCCAGGAUAUCGAAUUCGUCCUCUCACUGAGGAAGACAUGCAAGGGAAGCAUUCGAAGGAAGUGCGCAAGCUGCGCAGCUUCGAGCAGGGCCUUGUUUCAGGAUACAAGAACUACGUUCAAAAGCUGGGUGCUCUGGCGAAGCCUGGCCGGUUCAAUGCAGCAACCGACCCCGGCUUGAAGAGCCUCGCCAUCAAUUGCGCCUGCACAAUGCUUCAGGCUGUCCCGCAUUUCAACUUCCGUAGCGAAUUGAUCAAGAUUCUGGUCAACCGCCUCGCAAGGAAGCAGGUCGAUGCUGACUUUAUUAAGUGUCGGGAAACCAUGGAGGAAAUCUUCGCUAAGGACAAUGACGGAGUUGUUUCUCUCGAGGCAAUUCGCAUGAUGGCAAAGAUGAUGAAGGCACGGGACUUCAAUAUCAACGAAAGCGUUUUGGAUACUUUCCUCCAUCUGCGCCUCCUUGGUGAAUUCGCUAGAAAGGCAUCGCGUGAUCGAGUAGACCGCAACGAGCCCGAGGAAGACAGCACUUUCGGCAAAAAGCAGAAGCAGAAGCGUGAGUUCCGGACAAAGCGAGAGCGGAAGGUCAUGAAGGAGCGCAGGGUUGUCGAGAAGGAUAUGAAGGUCGCAGACGCCCUUGUCUCCCACGAGGAAAGAGACAAGAAUCAAGCUGAGACCUUGAAAUUGGUCUUUGGUGUAUACUUCCGCAUCCUGAAGCAGCGCAUCCCCAACCUUAUGGGACCUGUGCUUGAGGGUCUGGCGAAGUAUGCCCAUCUUAUCAACCAAGACUUCUUUGGUGACCUUCUGGAGGCUAUGAAGGAUCUUAUCGGCCACGCCGAGCGUGACGAGCUCGACCAAGCUGGUGAAGAUGCUUCCGAGGAAGAGGACGAAGAAGAGGAACACCACGAGGUAUCCGAAAGCACAAAACGAGAUGCUCGCCGCGAGACUCUUCUCUGCACGAUCACCGCGUUUGCCCUGCUCGAAGGCCAAGAGGUUAGCAAAGCCGCCAGCACUCUUCACCUGGAUCUGAGCUUCUUCAUCAAGCACCUCUACCGCUCCCUCUACGCCCUCUCCAUCAACCCAGACGUCGAGUUCAACCCCAACACCUCCCUGCGUCUCCCCGACCCCAACACCGCCGAAGAAUAUGCCGCUUUCCGCUUCAAGCCAAAGAACAAGGUUAACUUCCAGACCCCGAUGGUCCUGCUGCUCCGCUGCCUCCAGUCAACCCUGAUAUCCCGUGUUCACGGCACCCCUCCCCCAGUCCGUCUGGCCACGUUUGCGAAGCGUCUGAUGACGACCUCCCUCCAGCUUCCUGAAAAAUCAGCCAUUGCGACUCUGGCGUUGAUGAACCAGGUCUCCAAGAACCAUGCCCGCCGCAUCUCACCGUUGUGGCACUCGGAUGAGCGCAAGGGAGAUGGCGUGUUCAAUCCAUAUGCCACCGAUAUCGAAGCUACAAAUGUGUAUGCGGGAUCUGUUUGGGAAGGGGAGUUGUUGCGUCAGCACUACUGCCCCCAGGUCCGGGAGUCGGUGCUUGAUAUUGAGAAGAUGAUGACUGGCACUGGUAACGGCAAAAAAUAG